CCAUGCUUCUUUAUCACCCGCCCGGGGUUUGGGCUAACGGCUAGCAUUGUGGGUUUGCUCCCCUCAGACAUGAGUUCGAUUCCCCUCCCCAUACUUUACCCGAUGCACGUGGUUUGCUGUUGAUUGCAUGCAUCUGCAGGGAUUAGUCUCGCCUUAAAAAAGGGGUGGGGACACCCUGUUGUCAUCAAAAAAUAAAUAAAUUUGCUUCUUGUUUAUCAGUAAGGUCUAUCAAAAGAUUGAUAGCCUCUGCAGCUCCUAAACUCAUUCAAGAUUAUUUCUCUGCUUUCACUGUUUCCUUGAGUAACUGACAACUGCAGAUGAUUUCCCAGUAAAAUGCUCAUUAGAUAUUCACAGUAGCAGAUUCUCAACUCUCUCCCUUUACAUUCUCUCUAUACUGGACGAGAUUCUUAGAUUCACAGCUACUGAAUUGUUUUACCACUCUAGAAUGGUUCUCUGCCCCUCAUCGUUACUAGAUUAGUUAGUUAACAUCGAUGAAGCUAGACAAUGCGAUGAAAGAAAAUCUGUGUUGAUUUGGUUGUUCAUAUAUUCUGCUAUCAGUGUUCUUCUGCCAAAAUAUUUCAACAGAUUUAUAUUUUACAUUUUAGAUCAGUAUGCUACUUAACAAUCAACAUUCCCAUAGUGAUGGUUUUGUCACUGAUGUAUUUUCUACAAAUCUUUUCUCCUAGUACAGUGCUAGGAUUCGUUAGCAGAUAUGUUUCAGGACGAGUUUGCAAGUCUUCCUGCUAUAGUUCCACAAGGUCCCAUCGCCAUCUUGGGUUUGGGUGGUGGUACUGCAGCUCAUUUGAUGCUUGAUUUAUGGCCUUCACUGAAACUUGAAGGCUGGGAGAUUGAUGAAAUACUGCUUGAUAAAGCAAGAGAAUAUCUUGGCCUAUCCGAGCUAGAGAAGGUUAAUCAAGCUGGUGGUGUUCUUAAUGUUCAUGUGGGGGAUGCCUUUUCUCCGUCUGCUGUUGUUCCUGGAGGAUUUGCUGGCAUCGUGGUGGACUUGUUUUCUGAUGGAAAGGUCUUACCGCAGUUGCAAGAGGUCACGACAUGGUUGGAACUCAAUAAAAGGCUGAUGCCCCAUGGCCGUAUCAUGGUGAACUGUGCUGGGGCUCAUUCAGAAACAGCCAAUAUUAGUGAUGGUGCCUGGGUACAGAAUUCUACUAUUAAAGCAUUAUGCAAAGCAUUUCCUGGAAAUUUAAGCUGGAAGAGAAUGACCGAAGGAGAAGGUGAAAACUUUCUUGCACUCACAGGACCGACACCAGAUUUGAAUGCGUGGUCGAUGGCCGUCCCUGGCCCAUUAAGCUCGAAUGUAACACAUUGGAGACCUUGCCAACUUGCAGGAUAGAUUGUGCCCAUGGUCAGAAAAGUUUAGUUUAAGACAAUUCACCGUCAGUGGCACAAGUCCGGAUGCAUGUGAAUGUUGGGUCCCACCAUUAUGACGUCUGAAAUUUGAGCUGCAACGAAUGACUUCAUUCUCCAAAGUGAGUUUAUGAAUGUUCGAACUUAUUAUUUUCUGAUAGAGCUUGUAUCUGACUCAGUUAGCAGGCACUAUUUUUUACUAUACAUGUGGUACACAUGUAUGAGAUCAAGGGAGUUUGUCCGCUGGGCCCCAGCAGAUGGUCCAUUUCACAAAGAAAGCACAGCGUUCUCACGAUUGUAGCCACCAAAGAGGGCUUCUUUUGAAUAUGGUUAGCCGACAUUGAAGGGGCCGGCAAUGGGCGGGGUAGCUAACCUGACUCAACAAGCCUGGCUUUGGCGUUGCAUGCAUGAGGGUUGUGCUUGGACUCGAAGGUCAUUUUAGCUCGACCGGGCCAGGUCCCGCCUAGCCUGACCUGACUUUAUGUUUGCAUGUGUUUUCCUACAAAUAUGCUAUUCCAAUCCUUGGUUAGGCAGCACAUCCAUCUUGAAUGCAAAUUGUUAGUUUCAUUCUUGUAAAAUGUCUAUUUCUUUGUGCAUGCAUGGCCCACUUGAUCAAUGGAUGGGGUAGGAACAUUCAAGUAGGAAAUAGGGAUUUUAUCACUUUUCAGUCCAGUCCAGGCCAGGCCCCACCAUUUUUUAGGCUUGGACUUGGGCCUGCUGUGAGUGUUUUGGCACCCACCCCAUUACCACCCCUAGGAAAAAUUCUAAUCAGUGUCUAGGAUUACGUGAAUCGUGUGCUUUCUGUGGUAAAGCUCAUCCAUGUCAAUGCCUAGCAGAUGAACGGUCCGGAUCUCGUACAUGUAUGUCAAGUGUGCAGAUAUAGGGUGAUUGAUAUCUGACUUGGAAAUAAGCAUUUACCACCUUCCACUCUCUCUCUCUCUCUCUCUCUCUCUCUCUCUCUCUCUCUGUUGAACUGAUUUUCUCGUUUCUUUCUGUUUGUUGAGCAGCUGGUGGCGUAUCUGUAAUCUGGGGAUCCUAACUUCCAAGCAUUGGCCUCUCUUUGUAGCCGUCGGAUUUAUGGUCACCUGAUCAAAAUGGUUCCUCGGAGACACGUAACUAAGAAAAUGGAGUCGUUGGAAUGGACUAUUCAUAUCGAUUAUUGGACACUUGAUCCAAAGUGUUCAUUUUUGCAUGAUUUUGAUUGGAUGCUAGAACUCCUUCCACGUGUGAAUUUCUCAUGGUGGCUCAAGAAAAGUAGGGCGAACCUAGUGGACGGUACAGAUUGAUGAUUCGACCCUCCACAUGUCCGAAAGCAGUGGGCACUUUAGAUCAUGGUUUGUUUUUAUGCGUUUCACAUCUUCCAAGAUAAUUUU
Magnolia sinica is the source of this 2735-nucleotide messenger RNA. RefSeq lists its product as uncharacterized. Bases 713 to 1348 code for a protein of 211 amino acids. The record is from RefSeq and is a predicted model, not a curated record. The transcript has 8 exons. NCBI's taxonomy places the organism in Eukaryota, Viridiplantae, Streptophyta, Magnoliopsida, Magnoliales, Magnoliaceae.